AUGAAAGUGGACAUCAAAAAUGCUUAUCGUAUUGUUCCAAUACACCCAGAUGAUUAUGAACUUCUUGGUUUCCAAAUAAAUGAUAGAUAUUAUUUUGAUAAAACUUUACCGAUGGGUCUGAGCUAUUCUUGCGCCCUUUUUGAAAGGAUCAGUUCUGCUAUCCAGUGGAUUGCUGAAAAUAAACUUGGUUUACAUAAUUGUGCCCACAUUCUAGAUGAUUUCUUUUUUGUUGGGGACAAUUUAGACCUGUGUGAAAAAGGUUUACAAAUUUUCAUUGACUGGUGUGCUUCAGUCGGUUUACCAAUUAAUCAUGCUAAAACUUGUCGGCCAUGCAGAAUCAUGUCUUUUGUUGGAAUUGAAUUGGAUUCUGUACUAAUGGAGAAACGAUUGCCCCAAGAAAAACUUAAUAAGAUUCGCCUAGCUCUAGACAAAUUCAAGCAUCGAAAAAAAGCAACUCUCCUUGAACUACAGUCUGUUAUUGGUUUGCUUAAUUUUGCUUGUGCUGUUAUUGUUCCAGGCAGGGCAUUUUUACGUCGUAUCAUUGAUCUAACUAUUGGUUUGAAUAAACCUCACCAUCAUAAACGGUUAACAAAAGAUGCUAGAGCAGAUUUUCUGGCAUGGUCAUCGUUCAUGUUUCAAUUUAAUGGCAAGUCGAUGUUUCUACCAGACCGUUGGGUCACUUCUGUGUCAUUGGAUCUUUUCACAGAUUCUAGUAAUGUCGGAUUUGGUGGGUACCUGUCAAACAAAUGGUUUUCAGCCAGUUGGCCUCAUGAAUGGUUGAAAUAUCACAUAACUGUGAAAGAACUAUUUCCUAUUGUUUUAGCUCUAGAGUUGUUUGGUAGUAAUCUCACCAAUCAAUGCAUAGUAUUACACACAGACAAUGAGGCGGUCGUGCAUAUUAUAAACAAGCAAUCUUCCAGGGAUAAACAUAUAAUGGUUCUAAUACGUCGCUUGGUUAUGCAAACAUUAAAGAACAAUAUAUUAUUUAAAGCGGUCCAUAUACCAGGAAUUCAGAACUCUUUGGCUGAUUACCUUUCUCGUUUGCAGGUAGACAAGUUUCUCAAAGACAACACAUGCACAGAUCUAAUGGAAAUCAAAGUCCCUCAACAGCUGAUAACUCUUUGA
Molecule: messenger RNA, 1125 nt
Organism: Ruditapes philippinarum (Manila clam)
Lineage: Eukaryota; Metazoa; Mollusca; Bivalvia; Venerida; Veneridae
Exons: 1
Coding region: 1-1125 (374 amino acids)
Source: RefSeq, a predicted model, not a curated record